AUGGUCCAACAUUUUGUCAGGCAGAUGCAAUCUGAAUUUGAGAUGAGUCUUGUUGGUGAAUUGACUUACUUUCUUGGUCUUCAAGUCAAACAAAUGGAUGCUAAUAUCUUUAUCUCUCAAAGCAAGUAUGCUAAGAGUAUAGUAAAGAAGUUUGGCAUGGAAAAUGCAAGUCACAAAAGGACACCUGCACCAACCCACUUGAAGUUAACUAAAGAUGAAAAAGGAGUGUAUGAAAGAUAUCAAUCUGAGCCUAAAAAGAGUCAUAUUACUCAAGUGAAACGGAUCCUGAAAUACAUCAAUGGGACUAGUGACUAUGGAAUGUUGUACUAUCAUAAUGCAAAUUCCAUGCUUAUAGGAUACUGUGAUGCAGAUUGGGCAGGUAGUGCUGAUAAUAGAAAGAGAAAUUUUGGAGGAUGUUUCUUCUUGGGAAAUAAUCUUAUAUCUUGGUUCAACAAGAAGCAAAACUGUGUGUCAUUGUCAACGACUAAGGCCGAAUAUAUUGCAGCAGAAAGCAACUGCUCUCAAUUAAUUUGGAUGAAACAAAUGCUAGAGGAAUAUAAUGUCCAAUAA
Lathyrus oleraceus (garden pea) is the source of this 570-nucleotide messenger RNA. RefSeq names its product secreted RxLR effector protein 161-like. NCBI's taxonomy places the organism in Eukaryota, Viridiplantae, Streptophyta, Magnoliopsida, Fabales, Fabaceae. Bases 1 to 570 code for a protein of 189 amino acids. The record is from RefSeq and is a predicted model, not a curated record. The transcript has 2 exons.